This is a messenger RNA of Nezara viridula (southern green stink bug), 1770 nucleotides long. The record is from the annotation of a GenBank genome assembly. Lineage: Eukaryota; Metazoa; Arthropoda; Insecta; Hemiptera; Pentatomidae.
AAGAAAAGGCUCCUCCAAAACAAAAGAUUAACCUUUUGAUUUCAAUUUCAGUGUACUGUGAUAUGUCAUCAGAAGAAUUAAAUCCGUUUAUUGAGAACCUAUUCAGUUUUUUGAUCUACAUACUUCAAACCAUUAAAGAAAACAUUUUUUUGUUACUCGAAUUAGCAUUAAAAGAUAAAGAUAAAACUUAUAAUUUUUAUUUUUCCUUUGAUAAUGCACAGAAGAAUGCCUUGAUUUUUCUCACAACUUUGUUUAUCAUAAAUUGUACUUCAAUUCUCUUUAUAUGGAAGUUCCAUGGUGAAAAAGUUUUCAAGAGAUUUAAGAAGCCCACACCACCAAAAGUAUUUGAAGAGCUUAAUAGAAGUGUAUCGAAUUUAAAACUUCCUAAAGUUUAUUCUCCCCGAAUAUAAAAUGAAAAAAUUUGUUGAGGAGAAAAAAAGACAAUUGAAGUUCAAAUUGGCUGGGCCGGGUCAUCGCCUAGCUUCUGAUGGUGCCGGAUCAAGUUCGGAUGAUCCUAACUCAGCCAGCUUAAAUGCAGCUCUGCAAAGAUCUGAAAAACAACAAUCUGAUCAGAGUAAAGGGUCAUCCAGUAAGCAACCGAAAAAAAUUCCUACAGAAUCUUCAUCUGCUGCUACAACAAGUCUUGAAGAGCAGGGCGAAAAAGACCCCCAGCAAAUUAGCAACAGGAUUUUUUUCACCUGUCCUGAACUUGAUGAUGGUGUGUACCCUAUGAAAGUUUGGAUGGAAAAGGCUCGAUCUUAUAUCCAAGAUAAAAAGACAACAGAUAGAGUUGAAGCUGCAAUACUUGCAAUAAAAACUCUAAAUCCUGAGAAUGAAGUUCAGUUUGCUAUGAAGGUUCUUCAGAAAUAUGUUGCGAAUUUAAUUAACCACCCCGAUGAAGAAAAGUACAAAGUUAUUAGACUAGGAAAUCCUAAUAUACAAAAGUUAAUGUCCAUAAAUGGUGCAGUGGACUUUUUGUUAGCUAUCGGUUUUGAUUACAAAAAUGUUAGCUUUGAUGAUGAAAAUGAGCACAAAGAAGAAACUUACUUUGUACACAUCACCCGUGAAGAUUUGGAUCUUAAUAGUGUUUUAGGAUCACUUGAAUCUGUGAAAGGCCUGAGUUUUGUGUUGGAUAGAAAUGUGAAGAUUUUCGUACCAGGUGCUGGUGGGUUAGAUGAAGAACCCGAUGAAUUUUACGAGUGGACAGUUUACGAUAUGAAAAAGGAAAGCAAAUACAGAAAGAAUGAAUCAGAAAGAAAUAAAGAGUUGAGAACAAGGAAAAUGAGGGGUGAACCCAAAAUUAAACCACAAGCUGAAUAUACCUUUAUUAGGGUUAGACUCCCAGAAGGAACUAUACUCCAAGCAACUUUUGCCACUUCUGAAAAACUAGUGGAUUUAAGGGAAUUUUUGAUUAGCAAAAUCCCACUUGAUUAUAACUUUGUUUUCGUCCUAUUGCCGGCUAAAAAUUUUGAGGAGUCCGAAGAAUAUAAGUCAUUCUUAGAGUUAGAUUUAUAUCCAUCUGUUACUUUAAUGAUAAAAUCUUGUUCUGAACAAGAAUCCUAAAUAAUCUUGAUGUACUUUUUAUGCAGGAAAUAAUUGUUUUGUUUUUUUUUAAUUGUAUUUUUUAUGGUUUUAAAAUCAUUUCCCAUUGUGAUUAUUUAGUUAAAAAUUAAAUUAUUUUGUUUAUUAUUGAUAAUAUUCUUUAAAAAGUAUGAUGUUUUAUGAUGUUACUUAUUAAUUAUUAAAUUAUGAUGUUAUUAAUAAAUUAUU